Messenger RNA from Protobothrops mucrosquamatus (brown spotted pit viper), 2538 nucleotides. Its product is annotated as keratin, type II cytoskeletal 4-like. NCBI's taxonomy places the organism in Eukaryota, Metazoa, Chordata, Lepidosauria, Squamata, Viperidae. The coding region runs from base 1 to 2538 and encodes 845 amino acids. Gene Ontology annotation, biological process: intermediate filament organization; keratinization. The record is from RefSeq and is a predicted model, not a curated record. Gene Ontology annotation, cellular component: keratin filament. Gene Ontology annotation, molecular function: structural constituent of skin epidermis. The transcript is spliced from 13 exons.
AUGACUCACCAGGUGUCAGCAACCAGGAAUACCUUCCUAAGUGGAAGGGGGUUCAGCUCUGUCUCUGCUCUUGGUGGACUCGGUGGACACAGGACCUAUGUCGCCUCUGUGCGCCAUCCCGUUGGCAGCGGAGGUGAGGUCCAUGGUUUCAGCAGUCAAAGUCUUUCUAACAUGGGUGGAAGAGGAAAAGUUGCACAUGGUGGUUACGUACUUGGAUAUUAUGGUUGUGCAAAUCAUGGUAGCCCUGCCUUUGUUGGCCCAGUGGGUCAUUAUGGCCCUAGAGUUUAUGAUUCAGCUGGAAACUGUGGGAUUUUCGGUGGACACUCAAAUGGCAGGGGGGAUGGCAUCCAUGGAGUCAGAAUCAAUGAGAAGCUUCUGAAGCCAUUGCAUGUGGGAGUUGACCCUCAAGAACAUAUUGUACGUGAUCAUGAAAGGGAAGAAAUGAAGAGCCUCAACAACCAGUUUGCCUCCUUCAUUGAUAAGGUCCGAAACCUAGAGCUACAGAACAAAGUCCUUGAGACCAAAUGGAACCUUUUGCAAGAACAUGUCAUUCCAGCCAAGAAAAGCCUUGAACCGUAUUACGAGAACUUCAUCAGCAACAUGAAAAAGCAACUGGAGUGUCUAUUAAAUAACCAAGAGCAUCUAAGAAAUGAAAAUGAUGGCAUUGAACAGCUGGUGGAGGACUUCAAGUGCAACUAUGAAGAGGAAUUCAAAAGACGGACAGAUGCAGAAAAUGAAUUUGUGCUGCUCAAGAAGGAUGUAGACUCCAUUUCUCUGAGCAAGUCAGAACUGGAGGGGAAAGUACAUUUGCUGAGCGGAGAAUUGGAAUUUCGCAGAGGUAUCUAUGCGGAGGAAUUAGCACAGCUCAGUACCAAUGUUUAUGACACUAACAUCCUCUUGCAAAUGGACAACAGCCGAAACUUGAACAUUGACAGCAUCAUCAAAAGUGUGGAAGCAUGGUAUAAAAAUGUUGCCCAAGGGAGCAAAGAAGAAGUUAAUGCUUUUUAUGAAAACCGAUUCCAGGAGCUUCAGCAACAAAGAGGGAAAUAUUCUCAAACUCUGAAGAUCAACCAGCAAGAGAUUGCAGAUCUGACUCGUCUGGUUCAUAAACUGCAGUCUGAAUAUGAUAUUAUUAAAAAACAGGUUAAUGGUUUCCAAACAUCCGUUUGUGAGAUCGAGCAGCAUGGAGACUGCGUUCUGAAAGAUGCCCGGGAUAAGCAUAUUGAUCUGCAAACUGCUGUACAGAAGGCCAAGGAUGAUUUAGCAAGGCUGCUAAGGGAUUACCAAGAGCUUCUGAACACCAAGCUUGCUCUUGACAUUGAAAUUGCUACCUAUAAGACAUUGCUGGAGGGAGAAGAGACCAGGAUACACUUGGGAAAUCCUGUCUCUAUAGGUAAGAGGGAUGAUCCCUACUGGCCAGAAGCCAAGCGGAUGGCAAUGGACGAUCGUCACCGUUCCGAUUUCGGCCGCCAGGAUCGGUUCCAUGACUUCGAUCACAGGGAGCGUGGGCGGUAUCAGGGCCAUCCUCUGGACAGGAGAGAAGGGUCCCGGGGAAUGAUGGGAGACCGAGAAAGGCAGCACUAUGCAGAGGAACGCCACAGGGAUCCAGACCGCCACUCCAGAGAAGGUUGGGGCAGCUACGGGUCGGACCGGCGCAUGAACGAGGGGCGGCGAAUACCUCCCCCGUCCCGAUUUGGUGACUUCAUGCCAGCUUCCCCACAGCCAAAGUCAAAGUGGGGAAGCUGGCAAGAAGUUGCAAGUCCCAGGCUUGCAGAUGUGAUCAAACCUGGGAUAGAAAAUGCAGUUGGAUCCUCAUUUUCAAGUGGAUAUGCUCCUCUGGGUGGAGGAUAUGGUGGAGGAUAUGAUAUGGGAUUUGGUAAAGGAUAUGGAGUGGGAGGUCAGGAGAGAAGCAACAGGAACUACAGCUCCAGAAGUGCUGGAUUUGAUCAAAAUACUGGAAGGAGCAAUAUAGCUCCUGGGAAUAGAUCAGCAGAUGCAGAGUACUACCAAGGAAGAGGAUAUAGCUAUAGGAAUGAGUCCUGCUCUGGUCAUCCCUCUGCAGGCAUGCGCCAGUUCUCAACAGAAGAGGCUGGUAGAGGUGCUGGCCAUGGCCCAGGUGCAGGAUUUAGCUCAAGAACUGCCUAUGGAUCAGUUUGCGGUGGAGGAAGGGGAUAUGGGUCUACAAGUGUGGUAGGGAAUUGCCCAGAUGGAAACUACCCUCGUGGAGGUUAUGAACCCUCAGGGGUUGCUGCAUUUGGGGAUGGAGGGUGGUACUCCCGGGCAGGAGUCCCAAUGGGGGGUGCAGCUGAAGGUAACCCUGCCUCUGUAGGAAUAGGUGGGGCAGCAGGAGGUCCUGCAGGAGUGUGUUACUCUGGACCACUAGGAACUUCUGCAGGGGUGUGUUAUGCUGCACCAGCCGGAACACCUGCAGGGGUGUGUUAUGCUGCACCAGCAGGAACAUCUUCAGGGGUGUGCUAUGCUGGACCAGUAGGAACUUCUGGAGGACUGUGUUACCCUACAGCUGUAAGACUUUUUUAA